AUGCCCGGUGAAGUCAUUACACAGGCGAACCCGCCAGCGCUGCCGAGCCACCUGCCAGCAUCCACACUGGAGCUCGCGCCCAAGGUGCCGCAGAAGGCUCUCGAUAAGGCGACGCUCCAUGGCUUGCAGAGUUUCCAGAAAGCGGCGUGUUAUAUUGCAGGGGCAAUGAUCUUUUUGCGAGACAAUGUGCUUUUGGAGCGUAAUCUCGAAUUCAACGACAUAAAGCCCAGGCUUCUUGGCCAUUGGGGUACUUGUCCGGGGCUCAUCCUCGUCUGGUCCCACGUCAACCUGCUGGUCCAGCGCCACGAUCUGGACACCAUUGUCGUUGUCGGCCCUGGCCAUGGUGCGCCCGCUGUGCUGGCGUCGCUCUGGAUCGAGGGUUCGCUGCAGAAGUUCUACCCCGACACGUAUGGCGCGGACAAGAAGGGCUUGCAGAAUCUGAUUUCGAAAUUCUCUGUGCCAGGAGGCUUCCCCAGUCAUGUCAAUGCGGAAACGCCAGGUGCCAUCCAUGAAGGCGGAGAGUUGGGCUAUGCUCUCGCCGUAUCGUUUGGUGCUGUGAUGGAUCGACCUGACCUGUUGGUAACAUGUAUCGUUGGCGACGGUGAGGCUGAGACAGGUCCGACAGCCACGGCCUGGCAUGCUAUCAAAUACAUUGACCCAGCUGAAUCCGGCGCCGUUCUACCGAUCCUCCAUGUCAACGGCUUCAAGAUUAGCGAACGCACCAUCUUUGGCUGCAUGGAUGACAAGGAGAUUGUCUCGCUCUUUUCUGGCUACGGAUACCAAGUCUGCAUUGUGGAAACGCUGGACAAGAUUGACCAGGAGCUUUUCAACGCCAUGGAGUGGGCUGUUGGCGAGAUCCGCGAGAUCCAGAAACAGGCCCGCUCAGGGUCGCCCAUUGUCAAGCCGAGAUGGCCCAUGAUUGUGCUCCGAACCCCCAAGGGCUGGACUGGACCCAAAAAGGUCGACGGCGAAUUCAUGGAGGGCUCGUUCCACUCCCAUCAAAUCCCUGUCCCAAAGGCCAAGACCGACGAGGGCCACUUGCACAUUCUACAGGACUGGCUCAGCAGCUACGGAGUCGAUUCUCUGCUCAAAGACGGGAAGCCUUCAGAAAGCGUGCUUUCGGCGCUACCGAAGAGCGCGUCCAAGCGCUUGGGCCAGAACAAGUUGGCGUAUGACGCGUACAGCCCUCUCAAGAUGCCCGACUGGAAAGCGUUCGGCAUCACUAAGGACAGUGCCGCCAGCAGCAUGAAGACCAUAGGCGAGCUUCUGAAGCAAGUUGCCAUUGACAAUCCAAAGUCGUUUCGCAUGUUUUCUCCCGACGAGCUGGAGAGCAACAAGCUCAAUGCUAUUCUGGAUGCCAGCGGCCGCAACUUCCAGUGGGAUCAGUACUCUCGCGCAUCGGGCGGACGUGUCAUUGAAAUCCUGUCUGAGCACUGCUGCCAAGGCUUCAUGCAGGGCUAUACGCUCACGGGCCGAACGGCAAUCUUCCCCAGCUACGAGUCUUUCCUCGGCAUUGUGCAUACCAUGAUGGCACAGUACUCCAAGUUCAACAAGGUAGCCAGGGAAGUCAAGUGGAGAGCCGACCUGGCCUCCAUCAACUACAUUGAGACGAGCACCUGGGCCAGACAGGAGCACAAUGGCUUCUCCCACCAGCAGCCGUCCUUUAUCGGCGCCGUGCUGAGCCUCAAGGCGGAGGCCGCCCGCGUCUACCUGCCCCCCGACGCCAACUGCUUCCUCUCCACCGUGGACCACUGCCUGCAGUCCACCAACAAGGUUAAUCUCAUGAUUGGCUCCAAGCAGCCGACGGCCGUCUACCUCUCGCCCGAGGACGCCGCCACGCACUGCCGAAAGGGCGCCUCCGUCUGGAAGUUUGCGUCCACCGACGACGGCGGCGAGCCCGACGUCGUGCUCGUCGGCGUCGGCGUCGAAGUCACCUUUGAAGUCAUCAAGGCCGCCGAGCUCCUGCAAAAGGUCGCCCCGAAGCUGCGCGUGCGCGUCGUCAACGUGACGGACCUGCUCGUGCUCGCACCCGAGGCGCGCCACCCGCACGCCAUGACGCGCGACGAGUUCACGAGCAUGUUCACGCGCGACAAGCCCGUCUACUUCAACUACCACGGCUACGCGCACGAGCUGCAGGGCCUGCUGUUUGGCCACCGCAACACGCACCGCAUGGCCGUCAGAGGAUACAACGAGGAGGGCACGACGACGACACCGUUUGACAUGAUGCUCGUCAACGAGCUGAGCCGCUUCGACAUUGCGCAGUGGGCGCUGGAGCGCGCGGCAGCGUUGGAUGCGGCCACGAGUGGCGGACAGGGCCAGGUGCAGGAGCAGAUCAAGGAGGUUGAGCGGCAGAAGGAUGACGUCAAGAAGUACAUUGUCAAAAACGGAGCUGAUCCGGAGGAGACGUAUAACAAAGCCCAGUUUCACUGA
Akanthomyces muscarius is the source of this 2430-nucleotide messenger RNA. RefSeq lists its product as uncharacterized. The record is from RefSeq and is a predicted model, not a curated record. Bases 1 to 2430 code for a protein of 809 amino acids. Gene Ontology annotation, molecular function: aldehyde-lyase activity. Gene Ontology annotation, biological process: carbohydrate metabolic process. The transcript has 6 exons. Lineage: Eukaryota; Fungi; Ascomycota; Sordariomycetes; Hypocreales; Cordycipitaceae.